Torulaspora delbrueckii is the source of this 2337-nucleotide messenger RNA. RefSeq names its product Rho family guanine nucleotide exchange factor CDC24 (gene CDC24). Gene Ontology annotation, molecular function: protein binding; guanyl-nucleotide exchange factor activity. The coding region runs from base 1 to 2337 and encodes 778 amino acids. Lineage: Eukaryota; Fungi; Ascomycota; Saccharomycetes; Saccharomycetales; Saccharomycetaceae. The transcript has a single exon. Gene Ontology annotation, biological process: establishment of cell polarity; intracellular signal transduction; septin ring organization. Gene Ontology annotation, cellular component: division septum; nucleus; cytoplasm. The record is from RefSeq and is a predicted model, not a curated record.
AUGGCGGUCCAAUCGCAUAUGUCGUCGGCGUCACUUCCUUUGCAAAAUCCGCGGUCAAAUUCGACUGCGAUGUCCAACGUGAUGAACACGGCUGUCACAGAGCUUGAUUCUCUCUACUAUAUCUGUGCAAAUGUUAAGAGAAGGUUGGAGCAAUUACCACAAUUACAUCCGUAUAUGAACCUGGCGUAUGCUUCGAGUGAAGUGCUAAGUGAGAGACAAUCGCUGUUUUUAUCACAGAAGCAGCAGCAACAAAAGGUUAACAGCCAUCAGAGUAUAUCAUCGACCUUUAGUGGCAGAGAUAGCCAUCCUAUUAUUAGUAGUACGGCCAGAACAAGUUCUAUCUCGAAUUCUAGUUUGAAGGAGGAACUGUCGCUAGAUGGCAUUACUUAUACCUCUUCUUCACAGGGGAAUGGAGGUAGUAAUAGUGGGAAUGAAAACAACAAUAAUAUGGAAGACACACUUUUGACGUUCAGUAUGGGUAUACUCCCGAUAUCGAUGGAUUGUGAUCCAGUAACACAGCUUUCACAACUUUUCCAACAGGGUUCGCCGUUAUGCAUAAUAUUCAACGCUGUGAAACCCCAGUUCAAACUCCCUGUGGUGUCUUCUGAUGAUAUCAAGAUCUGCAAAAAGUCCAUUUACGAUUUCAUACUAGGUUGCAAACAACAUUUUGCCUUCAAUGAUGAAGAACUAUUCAAGAUAUCCGAUGUUUUCUCCAAUUCAACAAGCGACCUUAUAAAAGUUAUAGAUGUGGUCAGAACGCUCAUGAACUCACAACCAGAGAUCUUCUCCACAACACAUGAUAUCGAAGAGCAGUUAUUGCGUGAGCUACAACAUGUGCCUAUCAACUCUGAACAGUCGAAGAUUAUGAAGGAACUUGUUGCCACAGAGAGAAAAUAUGUUCAUGACCUCGAGAUACUGGAGAGAUACAGAAAACAACUGUUAGAGAGCAAUUUGAUCACUACUGAAGAGCUUUACAUGUUAUUCCCAAAUCUGAGUGACGCAAUUGACUUCCAAAGGAGAUUUCUGAUUUCAUUGGAGAUCAAUGCCCUCAUUGAUGCGCCUAAGCAACGAAUUGGAGCCUUAUUCAUGCAUUCCAAACAUUUUUUCAAGUUGUACGAACCUUGGUCCAUAGGUCAAAACGCAGCGAUCGAUUUUCUAUCCAGUCAUUUGGAGAAGAUGCUUAGGACAGACUUCAUCAUCCGCAACAAGCUAGAGCUACAAUCUUUUCUUUACAAGCCCGUACAGAGACUGUGCAGAUAUCCGCUUUUGUUAAAAGAACUGCUCCAGGCCUCACAGGACGUAGGCAACUCUAAAGAACUUGAGAUCGCCCUCGAUAUCUCUAAAGGAAUUGCGAGAAGUAUUAACGAAAAUCAAAGAAGGACCGAAAAUCACGAAGUGGUUAAGAAGCUCUAUGGGCGUGUCACCAAUUGGAAAGGUUACCGAAUUGCCAAGUUUGGGGAACUACUUUAUUUUGAUAAAGUUUACAUCUCGACCAACAAUGCAUCCGAACCAGAAAGAGAAUUCGAGGUUUACUUAUUUGAGAAAAUCAUCAUUCUCUUCUCUGAAGUUAUACAAAAGAAAACUGCAUCACUUUCGCUCAAGAAAAAGCAGACAAACUCUGGCUCUUCAUUGAGUUUGAAUUUGACAGGAUCUCAUAGUAGCUUCAACACGUCCUUCAAUGGUGUUUCUGAAUCAAAAUUAGAUCUGAGGGGACGCAUAAUGAUAGUCAAUUUAAAUCAGAUUACCCCACUGGAGUCUCACUCUUUGACUAUCACAUGGGAGUCCAUUAAAGAGCAAGGAAAUUUCAUACUAAAGUUCAAGAACGAGGAAAUUAGGGACAAUUGGAGCUCUUGUCUACAAUCCCUAGUGCGGAAAGCUAGAAGCGAGUCCUUUAGAAGUGUGAACAGUAAUGAACAAGCGUCAUUUGCAUCUCCGGCACAAUUUAGACGUGCGCAUACAAGUAUGAGCUCCCUCAACAGCUCGCAAGGGAAGCAUGUUUCCGAUAUGUUGGCCAAACGCAACACAUCCUCUUACGAAAGCGAGUAUCGUUCGAUAUCAGAAAAUUAUAAAAACUCGAUACCGAAAUCUUCACUUUUGAUAAGAAUCGCUUUCAAUUCAGACUUCUAUACAGUUCUGGCUGAGCUGAAUUCAACUGUCGAUGAAGUUUUACUCAUAAUACAACGUAAAUUGAGUCAUUCCGGAAAUGUGAAUAAGAUAAAAUAUCAGGAUGAAGACGGUGAUUACGUCAUGCUUGAAUCGGAAGAGGAUUGGACUGUCGCCAAAGAAAUGCUGAAAGAAAGUGAAGAUCGCAUUCUCAACGUCUGGGCGUAUGGUUAA